GGAUCAGGAAGCUCUUGACCCAUGAUUAUUCGUCGACUCAGCUUGUUGGAUAUCUAACGUUAGUGGGUGCGUGCAAGACAAGCCUCUUUUCCAACUGGCUGCUAUGACCUAGCGGGUGAAAGGUUUUUUUUAUCAAGUUUAAUUGGACUCUUUUUUUACUUUUUUUUUUUUUUAACUUUUGGUGUUCAUUUAAGGAUUUUUUUGUUUGCAUGUAAAUAUUUAUGCUUGCAUUUUCGCAAGACUAAUAUUAUUAGCUAGCCAGCCACACAGGCUAGCUGGCUAGCUGGUCGAGGUCGUGUGGAUUGAUAUCCCUGCUACGGUAGCUAACUGUAAUUGCUAGUGGACAGCCGAGUCCGUGGCGAGGGGGAGCUCCUGUUAAUCCUUGUUAGUCUUUUAAUCCCUGUUUUUACUUGCUGAAGAAGAUGAAGAUAACUGUGGAAUUCGAGGAAUGUCUUAAAGACUCUCCAAGAUUCAGGGCCACUAUUGAGGAGGUGGAAGGAGAUGUCGGGGAGCUGGAGUCCAGACUGGACAAGCUGGUGAAGCUAUGCAUAGGGAUGAUUGACGCUGGGAAGGCCUACAACACCGCCAACAAGCAGUUUGUCAACGGAGUCCGUGAGCUGGCUGCGAGCUCCAACAAAGAUGAGGUCAUCGAGUCGAGUCUCGCAAAGUUUGCGGAGAGUCUCCAGGAGAUGAUCAACUAUCACACGAUUUUGUUUGACCAAGCCCAGCGAUCAAUCAAGACGCAGCUUAUGGCGUUUGUCAAAGAGGACCUCCGAAAGUUCAAAGAAGCUAAAAAACAAUUUGACAAGGUGAGCGAGGAGAAGGAGGCGGCGUUGACCAAGAACGCCCAGGCGCCGCGCAACAAGCAACACGAGGUGGAGGAGGCCACCAACAUCCUGACCGCCACACGCAAGUGCUUUCGCCACAUCGUACUCGACUACGUCCUCCAGAUUAAUGUGCUACAGUCCAAGAGAAGAUCGGAAAUCCUCAAAUCGAUGUUGUCAUUCAUGUACGCCCACCUGACCUUCUUCCAUCAGGGUUACGACCUCUUCAGUGAACUACAACCUCUCAUGAAACAGUUAGGGGGACAGCUUGCCUCUGGUGAAAAUCUGGAUCAGCUGGUGGUGGAUGCAGCUAAAGAGAAAAGGGACAUGGAGCAGAAGCACUCCACCAUUCAACAGAAGGCUGCUCUGCAGGACUUCUCGAAUGACGACACCAAGCUGGAGUACAAUGUGGACGCAGACAACGGCAUUGCGAUGGAGGGCUACCUAUUCAAGAGGGCCAGCAACGCCUUCAAGACGUGGAAUAGGAGAUGGUUCUCCAUUCAAAACAAUCAGCUAGUCUACCAGAAGAAGUUUAAGGAUAAUCCCACGGUGGUCGUCGAGGACUUGCGGCUGUGUACAGUCAAACACUGUGAGGAUAUCGAGCGCCGCUUCUGCUUUGAAGUGGUGUCGCCGACCAAGAGCUGCAUACUGCAGGCUGACUCUGAGAAGCUGAGGCAGGCCUGGAUCAAAGCCGUCCAGAACAGUAUCGCCACCGCCUUCAGGGAGCAGGGAGAGGAAGCUGAGAAGCUGGACCGGAAGUCCUCCACGUCCACCGGCAGCCUGGACUCAGGUGGCGAGCCCAAAGAGAAGUCCCUGAAGGGGGAGAGUGCCCUCCAGAGGGUGAUGGCCAUUGGGGGCAACGCCUGCUGUUGUGACUGUGGCCAGCCUGACCCCCGCUGGGCCAGUAUCAACCUUGGCAUCACUCUCUGUAUACAGUGCUCAGGAAUACACAGGAGUCUGGGUGUGCAUUUCUCCAAGGUGCGUUCGCUCACUCUGGACUCGUGGGAACCUGAACUACUCAAGCUGAUGUGUGAGCUGGGUAACGGGGUCAUCAACCAGAUCUAUGAGGCUCGAAGAGAGGAGGUGGGAGUUAGGAAACCGACUCCAACUGACCCCAGACAGGAGAUCGAGGCCUACAUCAAGGCCAAGUAUGUGGACCGGCACUUUGUGCGACGGCCGUCCGACGAAGAGCUGCGCUCCAAGGUGGUGUCUCUGUCCAAGCAGGAGAAGAGGCUGAGCGGCUGCUCUGAGCACCUUCCCCCCCGGCCUCCGCCGCCCACACCCAAACUCCGGCCCGCCUCCAACGCCUCAGCUGCCGCCAAGGGCUCGGAGGCCCGCCGCGACUCUCUGUUCUGUCCUGACGAGCUUGACUCGCUCUUCUCCUACUUUGACACCUCCGCCAAGCUCAGGAGCAUGAGGAGUGCUGACAGUGGCAUCCAGAACAGUGCUGAUGGGAGCAGAGAGAUGCUGGCCACCACCCCCUCUACAAACAGCCUACCUGAAGCUGAAGCUGCCGAGGUGCCCCCUAUGGCCAUGCCAGCCACGCUGCCCCCCCCGUCCCCUUGUAAGGAGGUGCUGAUCUUCUCGGAGCCCAAGGAGUACUCCCCGGGGUUGCAGCUGUACUGGGCCUCCUGUGCCCGCAGCCUGCCUGACAUGGCGGAGGCCCUGGCCUACGGCGCGGAGGUCAAUUGGGUGAACGUGGAGGACGACAAGAGAACCCCACUCAUCAUGGCUGUGCAGGGGGGCUCGUUGGUGGCUUGCGAGUUCCUGCUCCAGAAUGCGGCAAACGUGAACCAGCAGGACGCCCAAGGCCGAGGACCCCUCCACCAUGCCACCAUCCUGGGACACACUGGACAAGUGUGCUUAUUCCUGAAAAGAGGAGCCAAUCAGAAUGCGUCCGACAUAGAUGCAAAAACGCCCCUCUCCAUGGCAGUGGAUGCUGCCAAUGCUGAUAUUGUAACACUGCUGCGAUUGGCCAAGAUGAACGAGGAGAUGCGGGAAGCAGAGGGACCCUACAUGCAGUCAGGAGAUGAAACCUACCAGGACAUUUUCCAGGACUUCUCCCACAUGGCGUCAAACGACCCGGAGAAGCUGAAUCGCUACCAGCAGUAUGACCCGCCCCAGAGGCCAUGAGGGAGAGAGACACGCCAAGGCAGGGCCCGGAGUUCUCCCAGGCAGCGCUCAGCGCCAGGACCUCUGUGGUGACAGAGAAUCACUUUUUAUUUGUUUUUAAUGGUCUAGAAUCUUAAAAGUAAUAAAAGCAGCAUUUCGUGAGGCUGGAGUCCAUUUUGGAAAACAAUAGAACCUGAAUGGUAGGGCCUUAAAUCUAAACAAAGUCAUUGUCUAUUAUGAAUACAUUUACUCCAAAACAACCACUCAUAAGUAAUUCAUUUUAUCUUUUAAGAUCUAGAAAUGUAAUUUUUAAACCUGGUUAUUGGUUAAACAAAUACAUAUCUACAUGUAUUUGUGCUGUAGGUUUGCUAAGGUCAUCUCAUUUCACCUUUUUUUUCUUUUUUCUUUUUGCUUUGUAUGAAGCAAGUUGCAGUUGCAGAGAUGUGAAGGUUAAUCUUAAUAGUAGACAUCCCCUGACAUCUUACUUAUUUGCACGAGGUCCCACUGUCUUGGUCUUAAACCAUCGCUGAUGUUUACUCCAGUUUGUUUGUAAGUUAAUGCACAGUGAGUUUAGAACGCACAUGUUGCUAAUGUACAGGUUUGAUACACUUCUAAAAAUGUUGGAAGGACCUUCGAAUGGGUCCCGAGUAGAUGUAAAUCGUGGAUGUUCUACGGUUAAUGUUUUAUGAUGCUAUACUUUUGUUUUAUUUAGGGUUAAACUUUUUACACACACACACACUCAGAAACACACAAUGUUAGGUGUUUGUGGGGGUUGGAGUAUUUAAAAAAAAAAAAAUAUAUAUGCUUGCAGUAUAACUUCAUAUUCUCAUUUUGGUCAGGAGACAAUGUAUUUUUGACAGUUUUCCCAGGUUGUUUUUUGCAGCACUUUACAAUAUAACUGGGUAAUAGUCAAGACAUGUUCAGACCGGAGCCUGCAGGACCUGUUUGGUAGAAUGUGGUGUUAAAACGCAGAUGCCUCAUCAACAGACAGAUCUGUCCCCAUCUUUACAACCAUAUGCCUGGACCACGGCAGGUUACAACUAAAUGUAACACCAGAAGAAUGUCAGUCUCACCAUCAGCCCCAUUAACUAUGACCCGAUUUCCCGAGGGCCAGUUCCUAAGGAGUGAUGUUUAACUCUGUGUUUCUGCCACUUAUUAGAUGGCAAAGUACAACUUUUACUUCUGUAAACACAUCAGUAGAGUGGUGGACUAGACAUCCUAGGCUGUGUGCUCCUUGUGAUUGGAUACGUCCCACCAUGACAGUGCAUUUAAAUUACCGUAUGAGGAGCUCUUAAAGCCCUGUUUACACCAAGCCAUAACAUUUGUCCUGAUCUUGCCCACCUUUUUUUUUUCUGGUAACCAUUAAAACAUGAUUGCGAUCGGCUGUUUUUGACCACUGCUGGAGGUAAUCCAGGACGUCGGGUUAGCAAGUUAUUUGUAUCUCCAAGUCCUUCUGAAGUCAUUGGCUGGCAGGCAGCCUCAUUGAGCCCUAGGCUAGAUUAUGAAAUUGUUUGAUGGUGGUCUGGCCUUGGGUCAUUCAGAGGUUUAGGACCUAUGUAUGUAAAGAAAAACAAGUCAUUUAAAAUGACAGUAUAACUGGCAAGUAAAAAAAGAUCCAAGAGACUUCUGUGAACUAUAGAUCCAGAGUCUUUAUGGAUCUAACCUCUUUAUUUUCACCCAUUAACUUACCACCAAGCUUUGCCCUCUGUGCUUUCAUACAAUUAAUACAUUUGUACCUUGUUAUUUCAAGAGAUGUUCAGGAAAGUCACAAUCUGUUAUUUGUAUUGUAUAUUUGUCUAAAAGAUGCACUCUGUGACUUUAGGCCACUGGUCGUGAAAGUGGAGCUGACAUGCAAAAACAGGUUUACAACAAUGUAGUACUAUUUCAUGUGCUAUAUAUGUCUCCCAGGACAUCAAAACCACCCACGUUCAAACUUCAUGGCUAACUGGGGUAUGAUGAUGAUUCUACUUGUAGAUUGUCCACACAACCAGCAUAUUAUACAUCCAGCCUAAAAUGGGAGAUUUAAAAAAAAGAUAUGCCAUUUGCUAAAUUCCCAGAAUGCAUCUUUAAAAGGCACUGUCUGAAUGUGGAUGAGAUCAGGGGUGUAUUCAUCCUGUACAUCAUUUCUAUUGUGAACAUUCAGGUUAGAGACCUUUUUUUUUUUUUUUUUUUGCUUGAUGAAAAAGUGAGGGACAUACCUGAAAUUGUGAACUGUUUGACAAAAUGAUACAACUGAAACAAUUGUUUGGUGGAAUGAGUUUACCCUAUGGACACAUUAGCACCUGGUGUUAGUGGGACUAUACUGAAAUACAACAUGGGAGACAGAUCUUGUACAUUUUGUACAGCUUUUCAGUAUGCCUAUGAAGUUAAAUACAAAGUAGUGGUACUUGAAUUAUUAAAUAAGCUCUUGUAAAUGUCUUUUUAUAUUGUCUCCCCAUGCCGCUCUAGACAAGAUUAGAAUCCAUAUAAUUAAGGACUUUGGGGGUGGGGGGCUGAGUGGUAAAACUGUUUGCUUUUUCAUUGAUUUUAUAAAGCAAUUUCAGUUCUAAUCGUCUGUGUGAAAUUCAUUAAGGACUUAAUUCUUAUACACGCUGUUGAGUUUGUGUUACAUAUUAAAUGUUCCAGAUAUA
Esox lucius (northern pike) is the source of this 5566-nucleotide messenger RNA. RefSeq names its product arf-GAP with coiled-coil, ANK repeat and PH domain-containing protein 2. The record is from RefSeq and is a predicted model, not a curated record. Gene Ontology annotation, molecular function: GTPase activator activity; protein binding. Lineage: Eukaryota; Metazoa; Chordata; Actinopteri; Esociformes; Esocidae. The transcript has 26 exons. Gene Ontology annotation, cellular component: cytoplasm. Bases 423 to 2957 code for a protein of 844 amino acids.